UCUGCCGGAUUUUUUCUUUGAAUAAACAGUAGAAAGGAAACAUUUGGGAUGAUACAGCAUAUCAGACUGAAAUUUUGAUCUGAAGCUGACUCCAAGUUGAAGUGAUAACCUUAGCUGUCUAGAAGUCCACUAAAAUAUCAGAUAUGAAAGGAUUUCAAGGGGUUCCAUGCAACCCUACGCUGGAUGUUGUUUUCUGGGUCAUCAAUAGCGUCAUCGCCGUCCUGAUGUUGGCGGGAAACUCUCUUUCGUGCGCGGUGUUUCUAAAGACCCGAUAUCUUCGCCGCAGCUUCAUGAACAUCUAUCUCGUGAGUUUGGCCAUUUCUGACAUAAGCAUGGGACUAUUUGUUGUGCCGUUCUACUCGGUUUUUUGUUCUGGUUGCAAGUAUUCACUCACUAAAUACUGUUGGGCGAUCAGAUUCCUGAAAGGUUUUGCCUUUGGAGCUAAUAUUUUUAACCUUUUAGCUAUUUCAUUGGACCGCCAUGAAGCCUUCAUCAACCCUCUUCGUUAUACCUCUAAGAUGACAAGAAAGAAGUUGGUUUUCAUCCUCGCCAUGGUCUGGGGAGCACCAGUCCUUUUGGCUGGUACAAGAAACUUCUGGCAGCACAGUAGUUCAAGAGAGAAGGCUCUUUUCAUCGACAAAACAUAUUCAAUUAUUUUGACUUUCAUUUUCGUUAUUAUUCCUUUCUUUUUACUACUUGGAAUUAAUUUUAGAAUUCUGAUUGUCAUUAAAAAGCAGGUUCAACGAAUUCACGUCGCCAACGCAGUUCAAAAUUUCCCUUCAAAUUUAUCUACAAAACGUUCUCGUGCAGUGAACAAUGUAAGAAAGCUGAAAGGGACUCUAGCUUGCGUUGUUGUCGUCCUAAUCUAUGUUUUAUGUUGGUUACCCCGUAUAUUUUACAAUUUUUGUUUUCUCUUUCGUCGGAAAGACUUAGUCAGUCCACUUCUAAUCCACCUCUCAUUGUUUUUCUUGUUUUUGCAAUCAUCUUUAAACCCAUUCAUAUACUCAUUUUACAGAGUGGAGUUUCGACAAGCUGCCUCUCGUUUAUUACGGUGCCGCCCUUACUCAACAGUUGAGAUAAUAACGUCAUCCCGAAAUGCACAUACAAUUGAUUAACCAAAAGGAGAGCGCUACUGGCUGUAAACUUAUGUAAAUAUUUGUCUCUGAUUUUAGCGUAAAAUUUCAAGAUUAGAGUAAUAAAUAAGCUUCUUUUAACCUUUCCUUUAACCAUAUCAUGUUCCUAUAAGAAUGCUUUUCUUACAGCUGUUCAACGUGAUAUAACUAAACAACGCCAGUAAUCUCUCUUCGAAAGGGGGCCUACAUUUUCAACUAAGAGCAUUCAUCGAAGAUGAAAAUCGCAAAUUGAGGAAUAAAUGCACGAUGUACAGAAUGUUCAGUAAGAAGAAACAUAA
Pocillopora damicornis (cauliflower coral) is the source of this 1411-nucleotide messenger RNA. Its product is annotated as dopamine receptor D5. Gene Ontology annotation, molecular function: G protein-coupled receptor activity. NCBI's taxonomy places the organism in Eukaryota, Metazoa, Cnidaria, Anthozoa, Scleractinia, Pocilloporidae. Gene Ontology annotation, cellular component: plasma membrane. The record is from RefSeq and is a predicted model, not a curated record. Gene Ontology annotation, biological process: G protein-coupled receptor signaling pathway.